Papilio polytes (common Mormon) is the source of this 851-nucleotide messenger RNA. It is a transcript of the gene Vps20, whose product is annotated as charged multivesicular body protein 6-A. Bases 157 to 777 code for a protein of 206 amino acids. Lineage: Eukaryota; Metazoa; Arthropoda; Insecta; Lepidoptera; Papilionidae. Gene Ontology annotation, biological process: vesicle budding from membrane; late endosome to vacuole transport via multivesicular body sorting pathway. Gene Ontology annotation, cellular component: ESCRT III complex; multivesicular body. The transcript has 2 exons. The record is from RefSeq and is a predicted model, not a curated record.
AGUUGUCAAAAGUUUACACAUCUUUAUCUUCAAAUCAAUAUUUUGUAAUUAAUAAUUAUAAAUAAAUGUAAAUAAUUACAUUUUUUUUAGCAACUGCGUAUAAUACAAAAUAAAGUGCGCCUUUCAAUGUACAUUCCAUGAUAUAAUACAAAUAAAAUGGGUGCACUUUUUGGUAAAAGUAAAAAACCUGUAAGCAGGGUAACUGAACAAGAUAAGGCAGUAUUGCAGCUAAAGCAACAAAGAGAUAAACUAAAACAAUAUCAAAAGAAAAUAGAACUUAACCUUGAAAGAGAUCGGCAAUUAGCUAAGAAACUGCUCUCCGAAGAUAAACGAGAUAAAGCUAAGCUUCUAUUGAAAAAGAAAAGAUAUCAGGAACAGUUGCUGCAGAACACGGAUUCGCAGCUAGAAAAGUUGGAGCAGUUAACCCACGAUCUCGAAUUCACACAAAUUGAAGUACAGGUAUUAGAGGGUUUGAAGACUGGAAAUGCUGCAUUAAAGAAGGUACAUGAUAUUCUAAACAUAGAUGAGAUAGAGAAAAUUAUGGAUGAAACUCGAGAAGGUAUUGAGAAACAGAGAGAGAUUGAUGAAAUGAUUUCCGGACAACUGACUUCAGAGGAUGAUGAAGCCAUUGAAGCUGAGCUUGAAUCUAUUCUUGAUGUUGCUGAUCAGUUGCCAGAUGUACCUGAAGACAAACUGCCAGAGGCAAAGGCUGAGGAUAUCCCUGAGAGGCCACAAAGAGUUAAGAAUAAGGCAAACAAGGUGGCAGUUGAAGCUUGAAUGUUAAAAUUUUAGAUUAAGAUAUAUAUAAAACGUAAAUGUAUAUAAACAUAUUGUACAAAUGCAUCAAUAAA